AUGAACGUCAUUCUUUUCAGAGACACCCAAGUGCAGAUCAUGGAGAACACAAUUGCCAACGCCGAGAAAUACUUUGGCAGCUUCUGCAGCCUGAUGGCGGCCUACACCCGCAAGACUGCCAAACUUCGGGACAAGUCUGAUAUUUUGGUGAAAAAGCUCAUCGACUAUGCCAACACAGAGAAUCCUGAACUGCGAACAACGGUGAAGAAUUUCGCCGAGGACCUGGCCAAAGUGCAGGACUACAGGCAAGCGGAGGUGGAGCGGCUGGAACAGAAGGUGGUUGAGCCUCUCAAGGUGUACGGAGUGCUCAUCAAACAAGCCAAGGCCGAGAUUAAAAAAUUCAGCAAAGCCCGGAAGAUUGAAAUAAAGCAGCUAGAAAAGCUGGAGAAAACCAGACACAAGUCACCCUCCAAUCAACAUAUGAUUUCACAGGUUGAGUCUCAGGCGCACAAAGCUUCACUGGAUGCAAGUCGGACGACUCAACAGCUCGAAGAGACUGUAGAUGAGUUCCAGAAGCAGAAGUUAAAAGAUAUCCAGAAGAUCUUCUUGGAUUUCACCGGCAUCGAGAUGGCGUUCCAUGCAAAAGCUCUGGAGGUUUAUUCCCAAGCAUUCCAAACUCUGGAAAAUUACGAUGCAGAAAAAGAUUUGGAGGACUUCAGAGCAAAAAUACAACUUGCUUCCGGAAGGUUCCCCGACUCCAAGCCAGCCACUGCCACCAACCCAAUCUCCAGCCUUCCAUGGUCCAGAGGAGCACAGAGUGUCCCUAGCACGCUCCAGAAACUGACAUUGGUGGAGACGGAAGAAGAAUCUGAAGAAGAGCAGAUGCGAGAAACCAGCACCGCUAAGCACCCCCAGAUCUGGCGGGUGGCCAGCAGGACCCCCUGACGAAUUUCUCCGUUCGUGAU
Notechis scutatus (mainland tiger snake) is the source of this 905-nucleotide messenger RNA. It is a transcript of the gene CIBAR2, whose product is annotated as CBY1 interacting BAR domain containing 2. Gene Ontology annotation, biological process: cilium assembly. The record is from RefSeq and is a predicted model, not a curated record. Gene Ontology annotation, cellular component: ciliary transition zone; ciliary basal body. Lineage: Eukaryota; Metazoa; Chordata; Lepidosauria; Squamata; Elapidae.